CGAAAAACAAUAGCCGUUUUACUCCAAGCUCAGCGUAUCGUUAUUGUACACGCACCGAUAUUAAUAUGCGAUAAUUAAUCUUGACCAGCGGUCACAAUCGUUCGGGUUGCGCCAAUGACGACACAUACAUAUUACACGGAUUAGUUUUGGAUCGUCCGACAUUUUUUUGUUUAUCAUUGUUGUUGUAUUAAAUUAUCUUGAAUACUAUAUUAAUCGGGUUUCAGCGUAAUACCGGCGUGUAAACGCGUUUGCCGUCGGUUAAAGAUCAACCGUUAAACCAACAAUAUUAUCGUACAUAAUAUUAAAUAAAGUAUUUAUUUAUUAUGAUAUUAUUUCUAUUGCCAAUAUGCGAUUGUGCUUUCGCAAUACUCGACGAACACGUUUGGACGAUUACAGUUGACGUUAACAGUUGCGCAACAUGCAAACUAGUAUUUUCGACAACCGACUAUUGUUUAAAUAAUCGUCGUCCGUGUAUUUUCAUUGUUGACCGUUGACGUUUUGAGACAAUGUUUGUCUCACCCGAUAUCGAUUCGCACAGUGCCGGUGACGCACAGAUAACCGUGAACGCGUUCGGCCGUCGAGCGCCGCAAUAGCCGGUCGCAUUGUCGAUAAACGGUCAGCGCGGCCAGAUACAACCGCAAACGUACGGGAAUGACGUGGACGUGGCUGGGCGAAUUGGUGUUCCCGUCGCUGGUGGCCAACGGCACGUUCGGUCCCGGCUGCCGGUAUCUGUCGUUCAAGCCGGCCGGCCGACCGCCGUGGACGUCCACCGUGGUGUACGGCAAGGUGCUGGUGGCCGGCGUGCCCGACGAACACAGCGUCGUGCUCAAGGUGAAACACCGGUGCCGGAAGAUGCGUCACGUGCUCAAGUGCGACAUGCAGUUCCACAACGAGAUCGCAGCCUACGAAAAGAUCCUUCCGUUCCUCGUGGGAGCCGGAGUGGCCGAGGACUACGGGUGUCUGUUCGCAAAGUAUUACUACGGCCGUAACGCGUGCGGCAAAACGGCCGAACAGGACGUCAUAGUGUUGAAGGACAUGCGCACCGAAGGAUACGAGCUGUUCAAAGACAGCCUGUUCCUCGACUAUGACCACGUGGUCGCCGCUCUACGGGCCUUGGGCAAAUUUCACGGAAUGUCGUACGUCGCUAAAUCAAAAAACCCGUUGCGGUUCCGAGAGCUGUCCAGGCACGUGUUGGACACUCAAUGGGACGCGGAAGGACGAUGGAUAUUUGGUGACGCAGAAUUGCGGACGUUGGCCAUGCGCGGAGUCCGUCCGCUGAUGGAACGGCCUGGGUACGACGACGGGCGCAUGGACGCUUGUCUGGAGCUGUUGGCCAGCGCCGAACGGAACCUAAGACGGGUGAUGCGCAGCGACGGCCGAUGGUCGGUACUGUGCCACGGCGGCUUUUGCCGGGACAACCUGAUGUUCCGAUACGACGUGGUGACGGGACGGCCCACACACGUGCUGCCGUUCGACUUGGCCGGAAUCCGGUGCGGCUCGCCCGCGCUGGACCUGUCGUUUUUCUUGUACAUGAACACGGACAACAGGCUGCGGGAAAACCGGUGGGAAGAUCUUCUGGACGUGUAUCACGAAGCGGUGUCGCAAGUGGGAGCCGCCGAGGGUGUGGCCGUGCCAGUCAGGGACGACCUGGACGCAGAAAUGAAGACGCACGCCUUGUAUGGACUGGCACACGUUUCGUACUUGUUAGCGCUGACGGCCCGCGUGCCCGACGACCACGACAUGGUCAGCGAGUGCAAGCGUGAGUUCGACAUGGCCACCGACCAAGAGAAGGUCAACCUGAGCAUGGAUGCUGGCGGACAGGCGAGCACCGACCUGCUGAUGGACGUUGUCAAACAUAUUGUCGACAAAGGUUAUACCAAAAAGCCUUUGUGAAAAAAAUACCUACUUCAUAACAUUCUACUCUUGAACAAUAGCACGCGCAGUGAUCUAGACCAUUUGAAACGAGACCGUCAUCGAUUAGAUUUACCUCAAAGUUUUCAUGUAAAAAUAAUUAUUUCGGUUUGUAUUGAAUUUGCAUAUUUACUCAAACGUUUUAUAUUAUACACGGUUGUUAAGUUUUUUCUGAAGAAAUACACCUUAAUGGUACCAUUUAAUCGAGUCUCACGAUUCAAUCUGACUACAAAAAAUACAGUCUAAUCAACUAUUUAUAGUAAGUAAGUAAUUCCAACAUCGUACCCUUUGCUAAAAUUCAAUAACGUUAAGCUUGAUGAAGCUGUCUUUAAACGCAGAGGUAUUUCCAUUAAAACUGUAAAAAAAUAUAAUGUUCUUCUUAUAAAUAACAUCAAUAGAAAUGUUUAAUCAAAAUUGUUCCACAGAAUAUGUGUUAAAAUUUCAAAUAUUUUAAUGUACAAUUUACAUUUAUAAUACAUAUAUUGUAAUUUUUAAAGAUGUAUUUUGCUAUCAUAAAUAUAAAUUAACAUAAUUUUUUUUAAGAUUUUUUAAUUUAAAAAAAGCUUAACGUUAACGUGCUCUUGCUAUUUGGUUGUGAACGGUUGUCCACCUCGUAAAAAUGAAAUUGUACUUAAUAUUAAGGCGAAUGGGCUCAGAGAAAGUGAGAAAAGAUUUUAAACGCCAAAGUAAAAUUGUAAAACACGAGCUCUUACAAUAAUUUAAGACAAAAACCUAAAAUACUAUGAAUUAGUAGCACAUUUAAAAAUAUAACAAAUAUUUUCUCAGCUUCUCAGAAAAACUAAAAUAUAACCAAAAUAUUUGUUUAAAGUUAUGAAAAACAUUAUUUAUUUUUAUAGUAAAAUACAAAAAUAACUAUACAGGUAUACAUAGUUUAUAAAAUGGUGAAUAUAAAUUAAGAUUAAUAUUUAAUGUAAUCUCAUUUUAUUGCAUUUCAAUCGAACGGUACACUAUAUUUUUUUUCAAAUUCACAGUAUCAGUUUUAUUCCAAAAAAUGUAUACUGAACUGACGAGUCACCGAUUUGAUUAUAUUGUAAUGUCAAUUAAAUUCAUAUUAUUUUCAUUCAAUGGAGUAAAAAUAAUAUGCUCUUUAUGGAGAGGAUAAUCAUUUUAUGUAAAACAUGAUAAUAGUUAAUAUUACAGUUUUGUUAUGUAUUAUUAUUGUAAUUAUUUGUUUUUUUUACUUCCGUAUGCGACGAUGCGUUUUUUAUAAUAUACCUAUCCGCUUGUUGCUAAACAUACAAUAUUGUAAGUGGUACAGAUAUAAUUGUUAACCUUGAAAACUAUUAAAUUA
This is a messenger RNA of Adelges cooleyi (spruce gall adelgid), 3223 nucleotides long. RefSeq lists its product as uncharacterized. Bases 652 to 1893 code for a protein of 413 amino acids. NCBI's taxonomy places the organism in Eukaryota, Metazoa, Arthropoda, Insecta, Hemiptera, Adelgidae. The record is from RefSeq and is a predicted model, not a curated record. The transcript is spliced from 2 exons.